UCCCACUCCACCAUGGACCAUGGCAGACGGCGCGGACCCCACAACUUCAACGACCAACAGUCUCAACAGAUUUCGGCCGCCUCUACCACCACCCAUCCCACACGCAACAGAGACUAAGCAGCGUACUAUCUCGUUUCGCCACCCGGGGUACCCCGACUUGAUUGGGCCGAACCUGGUCUCUCUCGACGCCGUCGACCAUGAGCUGGGAGAUGGCAUCGACUACGACACCGCCCUGGCCGCCUGUGGAAUUGUCGCUUGCAACAGAUGGUCCCAGAGCUGGUUUGGUGUGAAGGACAGUCAGGCUGCCAGUGGCUUUCGUGCCGUUCCAAGGCCUCACGAUGGCCUCCUUCGGGAGUCCAUCUACUACUUCUUCGUCAGCCAGGACAAGGACGAACAAUAUCCCGUGAUCCCCAGCUUUGACCACUGGCGCUUCCCACAUGGAGACCUACCCGACAUAUGGCAGGCCCUGGAUAUCCCCUCCCCUAGCCCUCCCGUUGCCUCGCGUCUCAGACACCUCAAGGUUGAAGGCAAGCAUGCCGCCGAGAUCCGCGACGAGUCGUGUCGCCUCACAGCCUGGACCAACGCCGCCGAGGCCUGCCACCUUAUCCCCUCCGCCAGUGCCACCUGGUUUGCCGUCAACGUCAUGUCUCGGUACUGCCGCCUCUCGGGGGGCAGGAAUCCGGUCGACGAUGACCGCAACCUCAUCCUCCUACGCCGGGACCUGCACUGGCUUUUUGACCAGCGCCAUUUCACCAUCCUGCCCAAGAGGAGCCCCGGUGAUCUCUUCGGCAGCCCUUCCCUGGUCUUUCACACCCUGCAGCCCCGUGGAGAUUGCGAGCUCCACGACCUGUUCCACAACCGGACUUUACAGCAACCCACCAGCGGCCUCUCCGUCGAGUUCCUCUUCGCCCGGUUUGCAUGGUCCAUCUUCUGCGACGAGAUAUACCCCUUCCUCACCGGCACCUUCCGAUACGCAGUCCAAUUGUUCGACCCAACCACCGGGGCGGUCAAGACGGAAACGCGUAACAGUCUCGGCCUAUCCUCGGUUUUCCAGGUCUUGCCGUCUCGCACGUCCAGCCGUAGUAUCAGUCCCCGGAAACGGAAGGCAGCCGACACGCAGGCUGACCACGGUUCGGAUAAUGGUGACGAGCUUGACAGCGACGGCGACCAAGACGAACCGCCACGUGGCCGCUCGAGGGAGCGAAAGCGGAGAUUUAUGGGGCACCCACGAGGUUUUGGCCCCUUAGCAACUGAGCCCAGCCUCGCUGGCGUUUCUGUUUCUACCUUGUCUACCGACGUAGAAUCGUGCGGCUCGGCAGAGGACGGAGCUGAGGAUGGAGGGGUAACAGAAGGAAUACAAGCGAAAGGUUCAGACUAGCUUCAUGAUAACCAUCAGAUGAAUUAUUACCAGUCGGCCGCUCGCGACUUGCCUCGGUUUGAAAUCCAAGGAGCCCGAGUGUCGGCCGGCCGGCGUUAUUGAUAUCCAUUGCAUCUCCGCCGCCCUC
Messenger RNA from Chaetomium fimeti, 1505 nucleotides. RefSeq lists its product as uncharacterized. Bases 20 to 1378 code for a protein of 452 amino acids. Lineage: Eukaryota; Fungi; Ascomycota; Sordariomycetes; Sordariales; Chaetomiaceae. The record is from RefSeq and is a predicted model, not a curated record. The transcript has 2 exons.